AUGUCCAGAGAUGCCCCUUUGAAAGCGGAGAAAGACUAUACCGAAAUUCUGCAAGAAGAGCUGCCCAAGAUCGAGAUCUUGGCCAAAAAUGACGUGCAAGGCGCCGUCGACCAAUUGCUGGUCUUAGAGAAGAAAACGCGCCAGGCUUCGGAUUUGACGUCUUCUAAGAAAGUGCUCGCUGAGCUGGUGGAUUUACUGGCUUCAAAUAGCCAAUGGGAAUUGUUAAAUGAGCAGCUAGCGUUGUUGGCCAAGAAACAUGGCCAAUUGAAACUAUCAGUGCAAUUUAUGAUUCAGCGUAUCAUGGAGAAACUAGAAGGCGUAACGGACAGGGACACCAAGGUCGGCAUUAUCGAAGCCAUUCGUGCCGUUACUGAAAACAAGAUUUUCGUCGAAGUCGAGAGAGCACGUAUAACGCGGAUUUAUUCCCAGAUAUGCAGAUCCGAAGGUAAUAUAGACGAAGCCACAGAUCUUCUCUGCUCUUUGCAAGUGGAGACGUUUGGUUCCAUGGACAUGCACGAGAAAAUAGGUUUCAUUCUUGAACAAAUGGAGCUCAGUAUUCUUAAGGGCGAUUUUUCACAGGCAACUGUUCUUUCACGAAAGAUCCUAAGGAGAACGUUCAAAAACGACAAGUAUGAAGAAUUGAAGCUCGAGUACUUCAAUCUUCUGAUCAAAAUCGGUUUGCACAAAUCGGAUUAUUUGCAGGUGGCCCAAUAUUAUCAGGAAAUAUACAAUACUGAGUCAAUCCGGGCAGAUGAUACGAAAUGGAAGUAUGCAUUGACUCAUGUGGUGAUGUUCUUGGUAUUGACGCCAUACGACAAUCUCCAAAAUGACCUCAUCCACAAGAUCCAACUGGACAACAACCUGAAAAAACUAGAGAAACCCGAGUCGUUUGUCAAACUGUUCACCACCGCUGAGUUGAUGAGAUGGCCUAUUGUUAAAGAGAGUUACGAAGCGUUUUUGAACGCGGAUGACGUCGCCUUCGGCUCCAACACCGUGCACUGGGAGGAUCUUCGCAAGAGAGUUAUCGAGCACAACCUGAGGGUUAUUUCCAAAUACUACACCCGCAUCAACUUGUCGAGGCUGAACGAGCUUCUGGAUCUCACGGAAUCCGAAACGGAAAGGUUCGUUAGCGAUCUGGUAAACCAGGGGAUUAUAUACGCAAAGAUCAACAGACCUGCCAAGAUUGUAAAUUUCGGCAAGCCUAAAAACUCGAGCUCUUUGCUUAACGAAUGGUCAUCCAACGUCGACCAGCUGCUGGAACAGAUCGAGACCAUCGGUCACCUUAUCACCAAGGAGGAGAUCAUGCACGGAUUGAAAGCCAACUAA
This is a messenger RNA of Lachancea meyersii CBS 8951, 1326 nucleotides long. Lineage: Eukaryota; Fungi; Ascomycota; Saccharomycetes; Saccharomycetales; Saccharomycetaceae. The record is from the annotation of a GenBank genome assembly.